Molecule: messenger RNA, 641 nt
Organism: Argentina anserina (silverweed cinquefoil)
Lineage: Eukaryota; Viridiplantae; Streptophyta; Magnoliopsida; Rosales; Rosaceae
Exons: 1
Coding region: 80-571 (163 amino acids)
Source: RefSeq, a predicted model, not a curated record
UCAAAAGCCCAAUUUCAGGCCCAUUAUCAAAACAAGAUUUUCAACCUUUCGUCCUCAUUUUUUUCCCCGGCAAACGAAAAUGUUACAGCUCUCUGGUCUCUCCCUCCCACCAAUCCCAUUCCCACUCCCUUCAAAUUCAACCUCAAUACGUCUAUCUACUCCCGCCCGACAACAUACCCACCUCAAUUCCUACUUUUCUUCUCCCCUCCUCAAAACUCAAAUCCCCAAACGACCCAUCAGAUUCAUAGCCCUCGCAAACAACAACAAGAACGACAAUAAUUUGAAGCAGGAGAAGGAAGAGGAGAAAGAGAACGAACAAGGAAUUGGGUCCAACGGCGAUGACUCGGAGAAGAAUCAGGGGUCUAUAUUCAGCAACAUCAGAUGGGGCGAUCUGCUGCUGGACCCAGAUCCUAAUAAUAUCGUGGCUGUCGGAUUGACAGGGCUGCUGACAUGGGCGAGUGUGCAGGUUCUAUGGCAGCUCUUGUUUAUCUCUUUGGCUAUACUUAUUGCUGCUGUUAAGUAUUCCUUCAUUGCCGCUGUUCUUCUUUUCAUUCUCAUUACCCUUCUUUGAAGUAACCCUUUGUUUAGUUUGACCUUAAACUUGUAAUACAGAAGUUCUUUAUAUGCAUCUUUGUUUUUUA